ACGCGUCUGCACGUAUGCAUACUUCCACCAAUCACAGUCCGCAACCUCGCGCAUGCGCGCUGCUGCACCGUACCCACCGCUGUCGCUCUCGCACCGCAGGUGUCAACAGAGCAAGCGUCCCUGCUACAGCUGCGAGUGAGGAAACCUAUCCGUCCCGUCGAAAAUAUAUCAGUCCUACGGAGCGGGCGGGCGGGCAGUACAGAUUUGACGGCCUGAAAAUGUGCGAAUGAGACCGUGAGCUCGUGUCUGUGCCAGGGCAGGUUUUACCGGUGAAGAGGGCGGCUUUCCGGGCUGUAGACAGCGGGCUCGCGGAGCGUCUUCAGCGGGGAGCGCUGCGGUCCUGCCGCCGCCGCCACUGCUGCUGCUGCUACAAUGUUCGUGCAGGAAGAGAAGAUCUUUGCAGGCAAAGUCUUGAAGGUCCACGUCUGUACCAUGGAGGGUACCGAGUGGCUGGAGGAAGUCACGGAAGACACCACUAUAGAGAAACUCAAGGAGAAAUGCUUAAAGCAUUAUGUCCAUGGAAGUCUAGAGGAUCCUAAAACUCUUACACAUCACAAACUCAUUCAUGCUGCCACUGAGAGAAUUCUCACCGAAUCCAAAACAGUUGCUGAGGAAAAUCUUAAAGACAAAGACUGCUUAUUAUUGAUAAAGAAAAGACCUCCGCAGGCUCCACCAAAAAUGGCUGACAUAUCUUCUGAAGAGAAGGUAUCUGGUGGCAAAAAGCAAGAGAACAAAGCUCCAGAUAAGGACGCCAUCCUCAAAGCCACAGCAAACCUGUCCACUUGCAACACUGAACGUGCUGUAACUCAACACAAUAUCAAAGAUUUUCAAACAGAGCUGAGGAAGAUUCUGGUCUCACUUAUUGAGGUGGCUCAGAAGCUGCUGGCUCUGAAUCCAGAUGCUGUUGAGCUCUUCAAAAAAGCCAAUGCCAUGCUGGAUGAGGAUGAGGAGGAUCGUGUGGAUGAAACGGCCCUGCAGCAGCUGACUGAGAUGGGUUUCCCUGAGAGUCGUGCUGUGAAGGCUCUACGCUUAAACCACAUGUCUGUGACCCAGGCUAUGGAAUGGCUGAUUGAGCAUGUGGAUGACCCCAUGGUUGACACGCCUCUGCCUGGACAGGACACCCCAGGGGUGGCGGCCGCUGCAGCCCCUGCCCCUGCCCCUGCCCCAGCUCCCUCUGCCACUGCUUCAGGAGACCGGGCCCGUCUGUCAUCCCAGGCCAGCCUAGAAGAGGCCAAACAAGAUGAACUGACAGAGAUCUUCAAACGGAUCAGAAGGAAAAGAGAGUUCAGGCCUGACUCACAGGCAGUGAUUGCACUGAUGGAGAUGGGCUUCGAUGAGAAGGAGGUGAUUGAUGCCCUCCGUGUCAAUAAUAAUCAACAGGAUGCUGCUUGUGAAUGGCUGCUGGGUGACAGAAAGCCCACCCCUGAGGAUCUGGACAAGGGCAUUGAUACCAGCAGUCCCCUGUUUCAGGCCAUCCUGGAGAAUCCCGUCGUACAGCUUGGUCUCACAAACCCCAAGACUCUUCUUGCGUUUGAGGACAUGCUGGAGAACCCGCUGAACAGCACGCAGUGGAUGAAUGAUCCUGAGACAGGUCCCGUCAUGCUCCAGAUCUCUAGAAUCUUCCAGACACUCAACCGCACGUAAAGCACACAUCACCUGUGGAGCGGCCAGAACCACAGCAUAGCAUAGAGAAAAAGAUCAAUCAUUUAAAAGAGAAGUGCGUGCGUGCGUGUGUGUAUAGUUUAUGUGUGUGCGUGUGCGCGUGUAUGUGGCAUAACUAUUGUUUUAAGUGGAGAAGUCACAAAAGAUGAAUGUAAAAAUACGAUGAUGACAUUUUCACAAUCAUGUUAUACAGAGGAAAAUAUCUAUUUAUCUAUAUCUAUAACUACACAACACUUGUACAAAUACAAUGUAAGCAGUAACUUAAUGAUAAAUAGCUAACUUCAUUAUUUAGUUUUUUUAUGUUUUAAUAAGAUCUGUUUUAAAUUAUAUUAAGCACAUUAUUUUAUAUAAUUUCUCUAUAUAAUUGUACAAUUGGACAUCUAAAAAAAAAGAAAGAAAUGUUCUAUGUUUUUUUUUUGUGCUCAAAGAUCAAAUUACAACCAAAUUAUUUAACACUUCACAUGGUACAUUUGUCAUAACUGAAUGUUUCUACAGGGAGAUGUAGAAUGUGUAUUCAGUUAUUUUUAUUAUCAGUUCAAAAAAAUGAAAUCCUUAAUGUAUUAGAUUAUAAGUUUCUUCCAAAAACAUCAAAUGAACGUACAGUAUGUACAAUUUAGGGAAAGCAAUGCAAGCACCAGCAGUUUUUGGCAACUCCUCAUUUGAAGAUUAUUCAAGCUUUGUGGUUUCAUUAACACUACAGACAUUUCUGUGAUGAUGUGAUGACGCAAUAGCAAUUUGCAGCCCCUUACGGACAUAGAUAAGUGACAGAUUUUGAAAUCGAACCUGAUCCCUUUUUUCCUCUCAUCUCUUUCAUUCUUUCGAUCUAUUCAGAUGGAAUCUGUCCAAAUGGACGCAAGUCAGUUUUGAUUCUGUCAGUUUAGAACAAAGAUGGUAUAAUCGAGUACUGGAUCAUUACCUUAGUUUUUUUCCAGUAACUCCUGCAUCAGGGGUUUUCAAGUAUUACAGUACAUUUGUCCACUAUUAUCAUGAUCAAGCUGCUGCCUCUGAUCUCGCUCGCAUCCCUGCACAUGUGUAAUGUGAGGCUUACUUUACAUGAUUACAGGAGGCUGGACAGACUUUAGUUUGUACUGACUCAAAUAAAAUGACUGUUCUUUUAUGGAUUGGUUCUGUUACACGGUAUGUUUGCUCAAGUUGGUUGUGUUUAAUGAUAACGAUUAAUUAAAUGUGCUGUCAGUGUCAUCACAGUACUCUUAUGUCACUUUUUACAAUGCACUUAGUAGUUUGCACGGGAAAUUCAGACUGCAUUCAUUGUAAACAACAUGUACUCUUUUAUUUUAAAUGUUUGGAUUGAAAUUGAAGCAUUGUUUGCUGUGGAGACCUACAUUUGUAUGCUCUGUUUCAAAUACCUGUGCCGGGAUUUCUAGAAGAAAUUAUUACGUUUUCGGUAAGACUUAAGUUGAAUAACGUUAUUUAAAUGGUUUUGAUAUUUUAAUUUGUAUUAGAUAAAUAUAUUAUAAAAAUGCGGUCAUACCAAACACCAGUUUUAGAUUCAUAGAUAAUUGUGUGAAAUAUGUUUUUUUUUCUUUCUUUUUUUUUUUCGUUUUGGCCAAGCGUGGAGUGUUUCCAUUCAAUAUUUGAAUCAUGUUGGUGUGAAGUGUGUGCUCAGGGGUUUCUUAGCCAUAUUGGGUAAAUGUCUGCUAUAGUAAUGCCUACUUUAUCAAUACAAAUAACAGUAGAUUAGUGAUUGCAUUAUCAGAGAACUCUAUGAAUAUAUCUGAAAGCUUACACUUUAAAUGAAAAUUUACUAUCCUUGUGUGAUAUUUAUUUUUCAGGCCAAAUAUAAUCAAUCAUGAAAUCAUCCCUAGAGGGAUCAUGUCAUUAUAAUAUCGUUUUAGAAGACCAAACCUAUUAAAUGGUACGCCAUGUUCAUUUCACUGAGUGGCUUCAAAUGUACUUAAAGAUUAUGUUUAACACAUUUAGCAUUUGAAACCAGAACAUUGUCUUGAGAACAAAAUUUUGGUCUUGAAAUGUAGCUUGUAUUGUUUUGGGGGACUAGAGAGUACAGGCUUCUAUGCAAUUCAUUUUUUUGUUGCCUCAACAGAAAAACAACAGGUUUCAGUAUCAUGAUGCAUUUGUAGUAUUGAGUAAUUGGUGUGCACUUUCAUAUCAUAUCUUAUUUUUGAUUUGAAUUAAAUUUUAGUUUCAUCAUGGCUAAGCUCUGUAAAGUAGAAAGUGCUGUAUGAUUUCAGUAUUUUAAAAUGUUUGGUGUUCAUUCAUUUACUGCUUAUAUGUUUUCAUUUUGGAACCUGAAUUUUCAUUUUCCUAAUGUCAGUGUGCUGAAUACCUUAAAAUGAUCAUUGAUCAAAUGCUAAGUUACAGAUUUCUUUUUUUUUUCUCUCUCCCUCGUUUCAAAAAGGUUAUCAGGUAACAGAAAUUAUGAUGAAAUAUCUUGACGGUUUGGUGCUCUUGUGCUACCAUUUUACUUUUGUGUCCUUUCUUUGUGUACAAGUUCGGUUUCACAUAGUGCCCCUACAGUCUGAGAGCUGGAAUGUUUCUUUUCUCCAUUUGUUGAAAAGCCUUUCAUGAAAAAUAAUAAUAAUAAAAAGUUUUUUAAAAUUCCA
Cyprinus carpio (common carp) is the source of this 4244-nucleotide messenger RNA. Its product is annotated as ubiquitin-associated domain-containing protein 1-like. The record is from RefSeq and is a predicted model, not a curated record. Gene Ontology annotation, molecular function: protein binding. The transcript has 10 exons. The coding region runs from base 373 to 1644 and encodes 423 amino acids. NCBI's taxonomy places the organism in Eukaryota, Metazoa, Chordata, Actinopteri, Cypriniformes, Cyprinidae.